AUGAGAUGGCACCAUGAGAGUAGAUUGAAUGAUGGUUCUCUUAGGCAUCUAGCUGAUUCCCUUGCUUGGAAGAAUUUUGACGCUCGGUAUCCAACAUUUUUGUUAGAUCCUCGUAAUGUUCGAUUAGGAGUGGCUUCAGAUGGUUUCAAUCCUUUCAAGACUAUGAGUAUUACUCAUAGCACUUGGCCUGUCAUUCUAAUUCCUUACAAUCUUCCUCCUUGGAUGGUCAUGAAACAACCAUACUUCAUGUUAUCACUAUUAAUUCCGGGUCCAAAAGGUCCUGGAAAUAACAUUGACAUUUAUUUGCAACCUUUAGUACAAGAGUUGCAAGAGUUAUGGGAUGAUGGAAUUGAAACAUUUGAUGCAUAUAAGAAAGAGACAUUUCAACUUCGUGCAGCUAUGAUAUGGACUAUUAAUGGCUUUCCAGCAUAUGCUAACUUGUCUGGAUGGAGUACUAAAGGUCAAUAUGCAUGUCCAUGUUGUGGUAUUGAAACUACCUCGCAGUGGUUACGUCAUGGUAAAAAAAUUUGCUACAUGGGUCAUCGUCGUUGUUUAUCUCCCAAACAUAAGUGGAGAUUGAAUAAUAGGGAUUUGGAUGGAACACGAGAGCUAAGGAGCCCUCCUAAAAGACUUGAUGGGACUGAUAUUUUAAGACAAAUAGAUGAAUAUAGAGAAAAAGGUCUAGCAAAUGGAGCACAACCUUGGAAAAAGAAGAGCAUUUUCUUCACAUUGCCUUAUUGGCAAUAUAAUGUAUUGCGUCAUAAUCUUGAUGUGAUGCACAUUGAAAAGAAUGUAUGUGACAACAUUAUUGGUACAUUGUUAAACCAAGAGGGAAAAUCCAAAGAUAAUUAUAAGGCACGAGCUGAUCUUGUAGAUAUGGGCAUAAGAAGUAUGCUCCAUCCUCAACCAAGUCCUAAUAUAACUACAACGCGUUUGCCUAGAGCAUGCUAUCAAAUGACUAACAAAGAAAAGGAAUCUUUCCUAAGCAUUCUCAAGAAUGUAAAAACUCCAGAUGAAUGUUCAUCAAACAUCCCACGUUGUGUGCAUGUCAAGCAACACAAGAUGUUUGGAUUGAAAAGUUACGAUUGUCAUGUUUUGAUGCAAGAGCUUCUUCCAGUAGCAUUACGGGGUUCAUUGCCAGAUAAAGUCACUUCAGUGUUAGUUGAUCUUUGCAAUUUCUUCAAGCAAAUUUGUUCUAAGGUACUUAAUGUGGAAUUUCUAUCACAAUUGGAGUCUCAAAUAGUUAUCACACUUUGUCAGUUGGAAACAAUUUUUCCUCCUUCAUUUUUUACUGUUAUGAUGCAUUUGGUAAUUCAUUUGGCACACGAAGCCCAAGUUGCUGGACCGGUACAAUAUCGAUGGAUGUAUCCGAUUGAGAGGUUUCUUCUUACUCUUAAGUCCUUUGUACAAACUAGGUUCAGUAGACCUAACAGAAAUGACGAUGAAGUGUCUGGAAGGCCAUUAGGGAUAAAGAAACAACAAAAGUUACGAUUAGGGAAGAGGAAGAAAGUGAGUAGAACUAAACUUGACAAGAAAGAGUUAGCACAUGCACAUAGAUAUGUGCUUUCUAAUUGUGAUGCAGUUGCUCCAUUUAUAGAAGACCACAUUUUACAUCUUAAGAGACAGUGUCGACCACGACGAUUGACACAACUUGAAAUUGACAGGCAACAUGGUCAUAAAUUUAUUGAGUGGUUUAAACUCAGAUCCAGUGUAUGGAUGAACAAAAGAGCUCAGAAGUUACUCAUGAACUUAGAUGGUUAUCCCGUGGACCAUCUGAGUAUCAAGAAAGAUAAGUUUGGCAUGACGCUUGUCAAUUUCAAAUUUUUAAAACAUAAUGGGAAAAAUAUUUGUGAUGACCCAUUUGUGUUUGCAUCACAAGCUAAAAAGGUGUUUUAUAUAUAUGAUGAGAGAAACAAGGAUUGGCUUGUUGUUCUCAAUGCAAAAGUUAGGGAUAUAUAUGAUAUGGGUGAUGAGGAAUCUAAUGAAAUUGAAGAAAUUCAUGGGCAACUAAUGGGCGAUACAAAUGAUGAGGAAGACGAAUGA
Messenger RNA from Cicer arietinum (chickpea), 2043 nucleotides. RefSeq lists its product as uncharacterized. Lineage: Eukaryota; Viridiplantae; Streptophyta; Magnoliopsida; Fabales; Fabaceae. The record is from RefSeq and is a predicted model, not a curated record.